Molecule: messenger RNA, 690 nt
Organism: Anisakis simplex (herring worm)
Lineage: Eukaryota; Metazoa; Nematoda; Chromadorea; Rhabditida; Anisakidae
Source: the annotation of a GenBank genome assembly
ACGAGAGACGCCAGCAUCGAUCAAUUAUCAGUGGCCAUUCCGUUGAAUGGCAACGACUUUGAAAAGAAAUGGCGCAAUGGUAGAUUCAUUGAGUGCUUGAAUCUAAAUGUUUCGGAUAUCACAUCCAACACGACCAUCAAAGAAACGUUCGUGCACAGAAUGGCUCAAUUUCGAGAUUUUAUCCAACGUUACAACUCAACACCAAUUUUAUUUGGUGGAACCUUACUAGGUUUAUCACACUUUUAUUAUCACUGUUUUGGUGUUCACUUUAUAAUAGUUCCGCAUAAUUCAUUGUUGAAUUUUGAACAAAAGAAAUUUGAGGUUGAUGACUCACUCGAACUGAGUGUUCGCGUAGAUUCGGUUAAGAUCGAUCUGUUCUUCAUAUACAAUGACAAUGAAAAUGAUUGGGUCGGAGGUAUGAUUGUGCCGAAGAAAGCCAAACUCAAGUGGACUUAUCCCCACAUCGACGACUUUUGUGUUGGUGACCUUUAUGGCGUGCUUUUCAACGUUCCGUGCAAUGUCGAAGAUGUUCUUGAGGCUGAUUACGGUGUCAACUGGACUAUACCUCAUCGAAGUGCUUCAUUCGUAUGGUAUAAAUCGCACAGAAACGUCAAAAGGAAUGGAUAUUGGAAAAAGUCCGAAUGGUCAACUGUUUAUAAGCAGUUCAGUAAGAAAAAAUCGGUCAAAUAG